Messenger RNA from Ostrinia furnacalis (Asian corn borer), 3074 nucleotides. RefSeq names its product polycomb protein Pcl (gene Pcl). NCBI's taxonomy places the organism in Eukaryota, Metazoa, Arthropoda, Insecta, Lepidoptera, Crambidae. The record is from RefSeq and is a predicted model, not a curated record. The transcript has 10 exons. The coding region runs from base 313 to 3006 and encodes 897 amino acids. Gene Ontology annotation, cellular component: Set1C/COMPASS complex. Gene Ontology annotation, biological process: positive regulation of DNA-templated transcription.
UUGAGUUGAAAGGCUGAUCGAGAAUUAUGGGUUAUUUUUUAAUUUUUAAUGUUUUCAUAUCAUUUUUGGUAAAUUUUUAUUAAAGUAAAGUGAAGAAGUGAACUGGUUAUUAAUAUUGUUCUAUUUAUGAAGACACAACUUAGAAAUCUUAACUUGUUAUUUUGUACCGCGGGAAAACUGUGAAACGUUUGACUACUAUAAUGGCCGCAAUAGCGCCAAUGCUCUUCAUGUUUGUUCUUCAGCAUUAUUUAGGCUAGGAGUGCUAGUUAUGAUUUUUAUAUCAUGUUUAUGAGUUAGAAUCCCUUAAUUGAAAUGGACAUCAACGCAGAGGUCACCACACAAUUGUCACUGAUCGAUGCACUCCUGAGCGACCUUGACAAGACAAUUACACCAUGCGCAAGUAAAAAGAAUGAGAAAAAAGAAGAAGAAACACAGGAUGCGAUGCCAGACUCUACUACCAACACGGAAAAGAACAAUGCCAACCCAUUCCACUGCGGAGUUGAUGUCCUUGUCCCCAACAAGGAUGGCCGCUACUAUUUAGGCACAAUUGUGGAAUUAAGCACAAGCAACGACAACGAUUCGUGUGAAGUUGGUUCGGGGGUGGCGCGAUGUUUAGUCAAUUUCGGAGAUGGUACCCACGCAUGGGCAUCGGUGGCUACUCUCAAGCUGCUGAGUGCUCCUCCGGCGGACGACGGGCGUAUCAUGUGCGUGGUUUGCAAGAGGCGCGAGGGCCCCGCGGCCAGUCCUGCCACCAACGCGAUCAUCGCUUGCGAUAUGUGCGGCAGGGGAUACCACGCGAAGUGCCACUCGCCGCCUGUGGAGUCGUGGAUCAGUGGGGCGUCAUGGCAUUGCAAGAGAUGCGUAGACCAAAGGUACAGAGUGGCAGCGGCCGAGAAUCGGGCUCUGAAGCGAUCAGAUCUGUUUAGAUUUAAGGGCGGGCAGCAACGGAGGCAGCAGCAGGAACUGACCCCUCCUUGUGAUACCGCAUCAUCCACGGCAUCCGAUGCGGGAAAGGACCAAAAUGAAACUAACUGCUACUGCGGAGAAAAAAGCGAUUGGCUUGCUCAGGUACUUGCCAACUCAGAUUCAUCUUUGGGGGAAUAUACACCGCGAUAUUUAUAUGACUUGGAACAUUUCCAGAUGCUGUUAUGCUGCAGAUGUUCUCGAUGGUUCCACCAAAGAUGCGUGACCAGUUUGCAGUAUCCGUUAUAUGCGGGCGAUAAGUUGUACAUAUUCGCGUGCGCGCACUGCAACGGCGGCGCCGAGUACCUUCGUCGGCUCGAGCUGUGCUGGCUAGAGUUGGCGCAUCUGGCUCUAUACAACUUGACAGCGUACAAUGCGCCCAAUUACUUCGAUCUGGACAGCGUCAUCAUGCCCUACAUCAUGGAUAACUGGCACGCGCUGCAGCUUCCCGAAAAAAUGUGGCGGACUCCGGUGAACGAGCGGCGAGAGAAGAUACUGACCGCGCUUACAUCGUCGCGCAAGCGCUUCAAGUGCGGAAGGGAGAUGAAGAAGCGUGCGACCAUCUGGGGGCUGCGCCUGCGUCGUCCGCCGCCGCCGCCCAUGCAGCUGUCGGCAUUGGAACAGAUAAAGAAAGGAGAACCUUUGACUGAUGAUAUGGUUAGAGAAUAUGCACCUAGGCUUCGCUUUUUGUCACGGCCACCCUCACCGCAAGCGCAAUCCAUCGUAGAUGACAGUUUACAACCGUCAAGUAGUAACCCAUACAAAAGUUCCUAUAAAAAUCAGCACAUGAUCGUCCCAGUAGAUGGACACUGGUUGAAUUUAAUGAUGGGGAAACGGUUUCAUGAAAAUUUGAACUCUAACUCAAAUUCAGAAAAUGACUCCACAAGUUCCUAUGAAUCUGUUAAGCUUUCCGAGAAUGAGGAGCAACGCUCUCCUGCCGUCUGUACUUCUUCCACUAGGAAAUCUGAUGCCAAAGAUGAUAAAUUAGAAAACAUAUCGAAAGUAAAUGAGUCUUCGUCUCCGCUAGAGACCAGUGAAGCUAAUUCUGUCUGUGAAACUCCUUCUGUGCCAUCGUGUAACACAUCAUUAGUUCCAUGUUCUGUAAAGUUAGACAAAAUACCCAAAGAGACUCCUGAAGAGAAAACCGAUGACAAAACUGAUAACGGCAGUUUGAAUAUCAACACGCAUUCGACUAGAAUAGCGACUAUGAACUUGGAGGUGUCCAAGUUGUCCACUAAAAACAUUAUUGAACAUUCCAAAAUAAUGUCGCUGCAACACAUGGACAGUGUGCCCGCUUACAGCAGCAACUUCAUAGAGAUAGAGUCGUCGGGAGACGAGACGUCCAGUAGAGGCACUUUAGAUGCUAUUAUUCCACCAUUAAAAGACUUUCAAGGAAAAAAUAAUCCUUUCUUGAUGAAAAACACUUACCCAUCGAAGUUCAACUCAUUAAAUAUGUAUAAGCAUAGCAAACAAAAUGGGAAGCAGUAUCCGUUCCAGUCAAGACUUUCUUUGCCUGUGCAACUGAAUCCCCUGAUGGGCCCUCUUGUGAGGCCGCUGAAGAGAAAGCUUAGUGAAAAGGACAUAGUUAUAUUACCUAAUGGCGAAGUAAAACGCAGAAAACAUCGAAGACCUAGGAAAUAUUUGCAAAUGCAGUUAAACAAGUCGUGUCCCCUUCCCGAGGACGCGAAUAAAGCAGUCCAGGCGCAGAACGAGAACGUGGACGUCACCCCGCCGCCCGCUCACAACAACACAAAAUUCCACGGCAGAAGACUGAGACAGCGGCAGGAGAAGAAUUACUACGAAAACGCUCGCCGGAACACCACUAGCAACGCAAGCAAUAACAGUAGCGUGAAGAGUUUGCAGUUGAGCCCGCACAAGAGCGGUGGAGGCAGCACCAGCGUUGACGCUCUCCAGUUGUCGGCACUGAAGUCCAGCGUUCAGUCGUACUUCCGAGCCGGGCAGACUUUCCGCGUGCUGGCACGUCGCCUGGCGCCCGGCGCGCAACCCGCCUACCUCAUAGAGUGGGACUCCAACGCCUCGUAGUAUUGUACGGCGUUAUAUGAAUUUAUUUAAAUAUACAUGUAAUGUAAUAAUAUAUAUUAUAAGCGCUU